This is a messenger RNA of Pungitius pungitius (ninespine stickleback), 1518 nucleotides long. RefSeq names its product ubiquitin-conjugating enzyme E2L 3a (gene ube2l3a). Lineage: Eukaryota; Metazoa; Chordata; Actinopteri; Perciformes; Gasterosteidae. The record is from RefSeq and is a predicted model, not a curated record. The coding region runs from base 138 to 596 and encodes 152 amino acids. The transcript has 4 exons.
GACGUCAUGUUUCGAACCACUUAAAACCAGAAUCGAAGUCGAGUAGGAACGCAGGGAAACAGGAAGAAGAAACAGCAAAAGAAGAAGAAGAAGAUAAAGAAGAAGAAGCAGAAAAAGACGACAACAUCGACACCACAAUGAACAAGAGACUAGUCAAGGAGCUCGAGGAAAUCCGCAACCAUGAGGACAAGUUUUUCCGCAGCAUUCAAGUGGACGAGUCGAACGUCUUGAACUGGCAAGGCCUUCUUGUUCCUAAUUGUCCUCCCUACGACAAAGGGGCCUUUCGGAUCGAGCUCAUCUUCCCCGCCGAGUACCCCUUCAAGCCCCCCAAGAUCACCUUCAAGACGAAAAUCUACCACCCCAACAUCGACGAGAAGGGCCAGGUGUGCCUGCCCAUCGUCAGCGUGGAGAACUGGAAGCCGGCCACCAAGGCGGAGAACGUGAUCACCAAUCUCCUUGCCCUGGUGAACAGCCCUGAACCGGACCACCCGCUGCGCGCCGACCUGGCGGAGGAGUACAGUAAAGACCGAGCGAAAUUCAUGAAGAAUGCCGAGGAGUUUACGAAGAAACACAGUGAAAAGCGGCCCACCGACUGACGGCACGACACCGACGCUCAACUGCUGGUUGUCACCCCCCCGCCCCUCUUCUGUUUCCUUGACUACACAGCGCGCCCCCCCUCCCCACAGCGACGGCCUGUUCUAGCAUACUUGCUUUAAGCACUCUUCAACCACUCCUUCUGAGAGGCUUGUGUUUCUGUUUGACUAAAGAGGAGGAGCAGGGCUGUUCUUGGUGAAGAGGCAGGCUCCGGCCUCUAGGUGUCACCUUUGGGUUGUUUUUUGUUUUCUUUCUACUGAUUUCCUUUUCGUAGAAAAUAAAGAAAAGAAGAAAGAAAUUUGUCAGAGGUGGCAUCCUAGGAAGUAAACUAGUUCUACUUACCUGUUUUUUGUGUUUUUUUUUCUCACUUAAAUCAAUAGCUUAUAUCAGACUUAAUUAACAAAAUGCACAGCUGAUCUAAAGCUGUCUAUAUCUGCCCCCCCCCCCCUUUAAGAUACACUGUACUCUGUGAAAUCACCUGUUGUAGAACAUGAAAAUUAAAGUUUGUCACUGAUGCAGAUUUCAACACGUAAACUCAGUGAUUUGUGAAAAAUGCAACAACGAUUCCUUGUUUAUGUGUUUUAGAUGGUUUUUGGAGGGGGGGGGGGCGGUCUCACAGGAAAGUGCACUGUGUCGGCAUGCUUUUUGUUAAUUACUUUGCAGACUACAUAGUGGAUGUCAGACCUAGUUCACCCAUCUGUCUCUUCUCCGUCGCGUCACUGUUUGGUUUCGUACGAGAUGUACAAAGCACUGGUUCCAGUAAUGUUGCAGCACUCAAACGGCUCGAGUUGUUUUCCGUUUUCCAUGAAUAAACGCCAUGUAAUCUGAAGCGCCUUCACACAUACGAAGGCACUACAUCCAGCUGCAGGUGGAGAACAGAAGGUUGUUACUGAAUAAAGAUUUGUGAUGGAUGCUUAAACCAAA